This is a messenger RNA of Maniola jurtina (meadow brown), 647 nucleotides long. RefSeq names its product 39S ribosomal protein L41, mitochondrial (gene mRpL41). Gene Ontology annotation, molecular function: structural constituent of ribosome. Bases 85 to 573 code for a protein of 162 amino acids. The transcript has a single exon. Gene Ontology annotation, cellular component: mitochondrial large ribosomal subunit. Gene Ontology annotation, biological process: translation. The record is from RefSeq and is a predicted model, not a curated record. NCBI's taxonomy places the organism in Eukaryota, Metazoa, Arthropoda, Insecta, Lepidoptera, Nymphalidae.
UCAAAAUCAAAUUGACAAUUUACAUCACGUAAACAUAACCUCAAAUUUUGCCUACCUUUUAUUAAUUUUAUAAAAACUAAAAAAAUGUCCAGGAUAUCGUCAUUAAUUAAUUUUGCAUCUAAACGAAACAUUUCCUUGACAGUGCCACGUGAAGGGAAGCGUAAUUUCAGAAAAUUCGUGCUCGCCAACAAGAGGGGCUCCCGUAUACACAAACAGCAACAAAUGGGCCCCAAAGCAGAAUUAGAGGUUGACAAACGAGGGGUUCGCGAUGUAGGGUAUUACUUAAAUGGACGUUUUGUCAAAGUUCCAGAAAUGAUACCGGAGCUUAUCGUUCCAGAUUUAAAAGAUUGUGACUUGAAACCUUAUGUUUCUUACAAAGCCAAAGAUGUUGUUCAAAGUGAAUUUACAGCACAACAGCUUUUUGAUGCAGUGUACAGUAAAAAGAUCGUAACUGACUUUAAACAAGGGAAACUUGAUGCAGAUGGCCAAGCCCUAGAACCUUCUGAAGAAGAGAAAUUACAGGCAGAAGAGGCGAUUCAAAGGGCAAAGAAAACAGGCUCAGACAUAUUUUAAGUGUGUUAAUAUUUAAGAUUAAGUUUAGUUUAUAGUAAAAUUGUUAUUAUGUUAAUAAAUUAAUUAUUAAAAUU